AUGCCUGCGACACUCCACAGCGUCCUUGCGACCUUUGGCCUAGUCCACGUUGCCGCGGCGGCCCUGGACACAUGUGCUCUUGCCACGCAGUACUUUGGAAACGACUAUCCGUGGUACAUUGAUCGCAUUCCGUUUUUCGAGACCAGCGACCAGACCAUCACUGAUGUGUACUAUUACCGCCAGAAAAUAUAUCGCGCUCAUCAACGCGAUAUUGGCGCAGAUGGCUUCAUCUCCACCGAGUUCCUCGACGAUGUGUCCUGGCAGGUCGCACCGUGGGGAUCACUGAGUGACGCCACGGCAUUCCAUCUGCUUGAGGGCCGCUGGAAUCGCGAUCGCAUCUUCAAGGAGAGUUAUGCAACCUUCAUGUACGGUUCGCAAGCGAACCCGCGGGGGUUCUCCGAGGCCAUUGCGACGGCUGUUUGGCAGGGCUACCUCGUGGAUGGCGUUGUCGACGACGUGACUGGCUAUUUGGACUCUAUGCAGACUGUGUACCUCGAGUGGGAGAGUGAUCACUACGAUACGUCCAAGCAAAUGUUUUGGAUCGCCCCGAUUCAAGAUGCGACCGAGUAUACCAUUGCAAGCAUCGAUGCCAGCUGUGGAGUAGACGGAUUUCAGUACGGAGAAUCUUUCCGGCCUAGCAUUAACAGCUAUCAAUAUGCCAAUGCUCUGGCUAUCGCCAAUGUGGCCGCCUUGGUAGGUGACACGUCGGUUGCCGAGGCGUAUAAUGCGCGUGCAGCUACUCUCAAGGACCUGGUGCAGGACAAUCUGUGGAACUCGACCUUUGAGCACUUUAUCGACAGAUACUAUGCAACAACGGAUUGUGCCACAUAUUGGGACCCGAUUCGCGGGCGAGAACUCGUUGGAUAUACACCUUGGACACACGAUUUACCCGAUGACAAUGCCACUUAUGCGAAUGCUUUCUCUCACAUUCUUGAUGAAAAUCUCCUUUUGGGGCAAAGUGGCCUCAGAACGGUUGAGCCAAGCUACGAGUAUUACAUGGUUCAAUAUCGUUACGACUCCUCGACCGGGCAGCCAGAAUGUCAAUGGAACGGUCCUUCUUGGCCUUAUCAGACAACCCAAGUCCUAACGGCACUAGCCAAUUUGCUUGAUCACUACAACAAUACCGCGGGUGCCUCUGUAAUAACAAAAUGGCACUACACCAACUAUCUGCGAUCCUACGCGAUCAUUCAUUACAAUCCCAACAGAGACUACACUCUCGUCCUUGAAGAGGAUUACAACGCUGAGACUGGUGCGCCCAUCGUUGGUCUUUCACGUUCGCCUCACUACUUUCACUCAGGUUUCAUCGACCAGGUCCUGAGCGGAUUUGUUGGCAUUCGCGCUCGUGGAGAUGACGUUCUCGAGGUCAACCCUCUCGCAAGUGAGGACAUCACGUACUUUAGGGUCGAGAAUGUCUUGUACCACGGCAACGACGUCUCUGUCCAGUGGGACAGUACUGGUGAAAAGUAUGGGACGCAGGGUCUCAUCAUCGAAGUAAACAAUGUCCAAGUAGCUUCUUCUUCGACCUUGACCCGUCUGACCGUCAACGUUGGUCGCUUGAGCCCGCCCACAUGGCCACGAACUGCACCCGUGUCCAUCCAAGCUCAAAACGAUGGAUCCUACCCCGUCGGCAGCGUCGAUGUGGAUGGCGCAGAUACCAACAAGAUCCACGACACGAUUGAUGGACGCCUCUGGUUCUUUACAGAGUCCACUUACGACGUUGCGCACGGCUACCAAUCCCCGGUGGGCGACGGAGCCACGGAACAUUGGUUCCAGAUUGAUUUCGGUACCGCGACGACCGUGGCCAGCUCAGAGAUUGCCUUCCUUGACGCUUCGGACCAGGCGAUUGCGGUCCCUCUCGACUACCGCAUCGAGGCGUACAUCAAUGAUGCAUGGGUAGAAGUCACCAGCCCAGCGUACGAUGCAGCACUAGCCAAUGGCAUCACUCAUGCGUCAUGGACAGCGACGAGUGCCAAUCUUGUAAGAUUGGUAUAUACUCCCCAGUCUGGGUUUGCGGUCCGCAUCAUUGAUUGGAAGGUUUAUGAUACACUGGUCACCGACACCAGCACAGUUUGUUCAUAA
Molecule: messenger RNA, 2079 nt
Organism: Pestalotiopsis fici W106-1
Lineage: Eukaryota; Fungi; Ascomycota; Sordariomycetes; Amphisphaeriales; Sporocadaceae
Exons: 2
Coding region: 1-2079 (692 amino acids)
Biological process (GO): carbohydrate metabolic process
Source: RefSeq, a predicted model, not a curated record